GCGGGAAACGGCGGCGCGCGAGCCGGGUUGUCCCGAGGCUCGGGAGCGGCCCCGAACGGCCCCGGAGCGGGAGCUGGAGCCGGAGCCGGCCCUAGGAGCGGGACCGGCGCCCCAGACCCGAAUCCUUCCUCUGUGCAGCCACGCCGAGCCGGGCGCUUCUGCGCGUCCUGAGCGAGGUGCAGCCUCUGGAGAAGUUGCUGUGCGCGCUGAGUGCUGUUCGGUGCCGGUGUGUUGCUACAGCUUUCCGAUGGGGGUAAAAACAGCUGUCAAAAGGUACGAAACAAGAAAUAAGAAAGAAGUGGCAUCACCCAGAUCCCGAGUGGAUUGGAGACGCACUAGAAGGGCGCUCAUUCUGCCGGACAGCAAUGACGAAUCCUCAGCCGCCUCUGAGGAGGAGGAGGAGUCUGCCUCAUCCGAAAGCGAAAUCGAUGAGAAAGAUCCGGCGGCUGUGGAGCGCAGCCCUUCGGAUCGGCAGGAGAAAGACCCUAGCGGGGAGGUAGCAGAAGAUGGUGACGAUGAGUGCGUUGUGCCUGGGAAGCGCAAGAGGCUGAGCGCCUCUGUCAUGUACGACAGCGAUGGAAGCGAGGGCAGUGACAUACUUGUUAGAAAGGUUUCUUCCAAACGCCGCUGUAUAAUGGAUGACGAUGAGAGCUGCGAGCAGCAGCCUGAUAAAACAUGCCCUACAGAGAAUGCUUCUGCUAGCAGGAAACAGAAAGUGCUCGCAAAAUUGAAGGAGCUUGUAAGACAAAGCACAGCGCGGAGGUCCUGCAGCAGUGCAAGUUGUGAGGAUUCUAAUGGUGAAGCAAUAGAAGAGGAACCAUUCUGUCAGUUGCCCCUCACACCAUCAGAAGGCAGUGAAACUGAUGGUGACAGCAUGAAAGAUUUUAUAGUAGAGGAAGAGGAAAACGAUGAUGGUGAUGACAUUGACAACACAGAGCAUGUGAAGAAUGAAAAUCAGCCACAUCAAAAGCAACCAAAUCCAUCAAACAGUGAGCUGCUGGCACACUACAUCCCACAGUUAUCUCGCUGUGAUCAUUAUGUACACUUCAAAAGAAUAGUAAAAGCUUUCCUCAUAAAUGCAAUUGAUGACACUUUUCUGAGCUCAUUGUAUGAUGGAACAAGACAGAAGAAGUAUGCACAGGAGAUGCUGCUCUCACUGCAUUAUUUGGAUGACCGCUUCAUUCAGCCUCGCCUGGAGAACUUGAUCUGUAGAAGUCGCUGGAAGGAUCGAUACAAGGAGCGUGUGGAUUGUUACCCAGAUGUUCGCAUAAGCUUGCAAAAUGCACAGAAUAUGUCUUGUCAGGCCUGUGAGCUGAAGCGGUGGUGCAAGUUCAGUGUACUGCUCUCUGGAAGGCUUUAUAAUAGUAAAACUUUGGAAGUGGAUGACUUCAUGUCAGGUGAUAAACAGGUUUUGAAGGUUGGUACAGUGUGUGCAAAUCGUACAAGAGUUUAUCACAACUUGAAACACUUCAAGUACAAGUUAUACAUGGAUUGCAGCUCCAUUGUGGAAUUGGAUGGUGUUGAGGAUGAACCAGUCAAAGACACUGUGGAGCGGCUUUUCAGCCACUUGGAAGAGACUGAGUGGAUUCAGAAGAGAUACAAUGAUCUUGAAGAUUACCUGGAAGAUGCAGACAAUUUCCAAGAAGAGAAAAUUGAUUAAGAGGUCAUAUAGCUCUUUGAAAGACAUCUUUAAAAAUGUGAAUGGCCUACUUCAUCUGCAUGCACUUUAUCUCUGCCUGGACUUCAAGAUUUCUAUGUAGGCUGUUACACGGAAAUUCAUAUGCCUUUGAAUUACUGUUUGAUAAUGUGCUGUAUCUUUUUUUCUCAUCUGUGUCAAUACAAAUCCAAAGUUUUACCAAAUCAGUCCUUCCAGGCUUACUGCAUUAAUCACUUUAAGUUUCCUACUGUUAGAAAUAUCAGUUCAAUGUCUAUUUACUUGUGGAAUAAAAUUUCCACCUAUUCAGACUGAGCUGCAUUGUAGAGAACACAGGAGAUGCUGAUAUCUUUUGAAGUGGGUAUAUUUGGAAAGGUAAGGCUUUGUUAUACCAGAAUUUAGGACUUGCAUCUUACCUUCCUUAUUGCUCAUUAUGUACAAGUCAGUCCAGUCAGUUAGAAUGAUAGUUACAACAAACAGGACCCAAAUGCAAAGAUCUAUUUCUCCUCUGACGAAUCAGUAUAGACAGUUGCAAGGCAACAGAGGAAAUAUUCUGCAGUCCUGACUGCAUUUGCAGCACAGUAGUCAUUCCUCUCUUGAGAAAGUAGGUGAUGAGUCACAGUAUGGGCGUCAUACAGACUGAGUCUGGCUCAGCCAUUUAAAUGAGCACAUGGGCCCACAUGGCUGUCUCUGAUAAGUAGCUGGGGCAAUUUACUGAGAUUUUAAACAUCGGGUUACAUUGUGCAAACAUAAUGGCAGCACUUGGAGUAACUGCAGUCCUAAGAGAAUGGGUUAAUAUGCCCAAGGAAGAUAAGCAAGAAUUCUUCCAGUGUAACUUAAGAGAAAGUAGGAGUUAGUCAGAAACAGGAUGCAUGGCUUACCAGAAUUGCAUGAAACCCAAAUCAGAGUAGAUUUUCAAGGAUUUUGGAAGGGUUUAAGUAUGGUACUGCCCAUUCUGAAAAAUUGGACAAGAACUGCAAAUGUGUACUCACAGCCCAGAAAGUCCACUGUGUCCUGGGCUGCAUCCCAAACAGCAUGGCCAGCAGGCUGAAAGAGGUGAUGCUGCCUCUCUGCUCUUAAGAAACCCUACCUGGAAUGCUGCAUCCAGUUCUAGGGUCCUGGCACAGGAAAGACAGGAUGUCCUGCUUGCUGGAGCAAGUCCAGAGGAGGGUCACUAAAUUGAUGAGAGGGCUAGGUGUGGAUUGGCUGGUAGAGUUGGGGUUGUUCAGUCUGGAGAAGGGAAGGCUCUGGGGGACCAUAUUGCAACCUUUAAGUAUUUAAAGGGGGCCUACAAGGAAGAUGGAGAAAGACUUUUUACCAAGGCCUGUAGUGGUAGGGCAACAGGUUUUGAACUCAAAGAAGGUAGGUAUAGAUAGACAUAGGGGAAGAAAUUUUUUACUGUGAAGUUGGUGAGGUGUUGCAGACAUCUUUUCAUGAAAAAUCCUUUCCUUAGGAUUUUUCCUCCUGAGCAGCUUCUCAGGAACAAAAUGUAAACAAUGAUUAUCUGCUGCUGUGGAAUGCA
Messenger RNA from Zonotrichia albicollis (white-throated sparrow), 3176 nucleotides. RefSeq names its product coiled-coil domain containing 82 (gene CCDC82). Gene Ontology annotation, cellular component: nucleus. NCBI's taxonomy places the organism in Eukaryota, Metazoa, Chordata, Aves, Passeriformes, Passerellidae. The record is from RefSeq and is a predicted model, not a curated record.